Molecule: messenger RNA, 7995 nt
Organism: Acanthopagrus latus (yellowfin seabream)
Lineage: Eukaryota; Metazoa; Chordata; Actinopteri; Spariformes; Sparidae
Product: fibrillin-1
Exons: 23
Coding region: 1-7206 (2401 amino acids)
Biological process (GO): cell-matrix adhesion
Molecular function (GO): calcium ion binding
Source: RefSeq, a predicted model, not a curated record
AUGUGCCACCCUCAGGCCGAGUGUCUGAAGGUCAACAACAACUUCACCUGUGCUUGCCGCAUGGGCUACCAGGGCGAUGGUUUGCUAUGCAGCGACAUUGAUGAAUGUCUCAGUGGCCUGCACAGAUGUCACGCACAAGCCAGCUGCAACAACACUUUAGGCAGCUACAGCUGUGUCUGCCUCAGCGGAUACAUUGGAGAUGGCACCAAGUGUGACGACAUUGAUGAGUGCCAAAAAGAAAAUGGGGGCUGCCAUGCCAGUGCCCUCUGUAGUAACUUUGAGGGUGGGCGAAAGUGCAAGUGUAAAGUUGGCUACGAGGGUGACGGCUUCCAGUGUACUGAUAUUAAUGAAUGUGCUAACCAUAGGAUCUGCCAUUGGAAUGCCACCUGCACCAACAACCCUGGGUCCUAUGUGUGUACCUGUAAUGCUGGCUAUAAGGGCAACGGAAACUACCUGUGUCUUGACAUUGAUGAAUGCUCAGAGACUCCUUAUGUGUGUUCUUCCUCACUUGGUUACAGAGGUUGCAAAAAUCUUCCUGGCACCUACCGCUGCACGUGCAGCAGUGGCUUUGAAAGUAACGGGCAGAGCUGUGUGGACAUUGAUGAAUGUGCAAAGAACAUCUGCAGUCUAUAUGCAGACUGUGUGAACUCCAUGGGGUCAUUUCAGUGUACCUGCAACAGAGGUUUUGUAGGAAAUGGACUGACGUGUGCAGACAUAAAUGAAUGCAAUGAAGAUAAUCAAUGCGACCCGAAUGCCGCUUGCAUCAACAGGCUGGGGAGUUACGAAUGCUCCUGUCUGGGAGGUUUUGUGGGAGACGGCCGGCUGUGCGAAGACAUUAAUGAGUGUGGAACACCCAACAUCUGCCCCUCUACCACUACCUGUGUCAACACUGGUGGGUCAUAUUAUUGCGACUGUGGCAAAGGCUUCAUCUUUAAUAACUCCAAGUGCCAUGACCUGGAUGAGUGUGUGGCAGGCCUCUGCAGCCCCUUUUCAACAUGCACAAACUCACCUGGCUCCUUCACUUGCCAGUGUAAAGAAGGGUACAGAGGAAAUGGGUUCACCUGUGUGGAUGUGGAUGAGUGCUCGCAGGAAAAGCAGUGCCACUCCAAAGCCCGUUGCAUGAACCUUCCUGGCUCUUACAACUGCACCUGUCAGGUGGGGUUUUCUGGGGAUGGGAAGAUCCAAUGCAGUGACGUGAACGAGUGUCUGGUAGAUAAUGGAGGGUGCAGAAACAAAGCUACAUGUGUCAACAACCAGGGUUCCUUCACUUGCCAGUGUGAGUCAGGCUUCAUCUUGGUUAACAAGACUCUAUGCCAGGAUAUAAAUGAGUGUAAGGAACUAAAGAGUCCGUGUAGAGUGAAUGAAGAGUGCAAGAACACCGACGGAUCAUUUGAGUGCCCCUGCCUGGCUGGGUACUACCGCCCUGCCAGCAACAUGGACUGCGUUGAUAUGGAUGAGUGUAAUGACAACCCUUGCCAUAUCAAUGCCACGUGCCUCAACACCAUUGGGUCCCACACUUGCACCUGCAAGCGAGGUUUUACAGCAAACGGCAGCCGGUGUGAAGAUGUAGAUGAGUGUUCUGCAGAAGAUGUGAAUGAGUGUGAGACAGGACAGCAGGAGUGCAGUGAGUUUGCCCGGUGUGUCAACACAGUAGGCAGCCAUUCCUGUUUCUGUUUCAGCGGCUUCACAGGGGACGGAAAGAACUGCUCUGACUUUGAUGAGUGCCAAAUCCAAAAUGGAGGAUGCCAUCCAGUUGCCAACUGCACAAACACACCUGGAUCUUUCUACUGUGCCUGUCCGCCUGGGAUGGAGGGCGAUGGCUUUGACUGCCAGGAUGUGAAUGAAUGUGAGCAGAACUCCACCCUGCCACACAACUGCAGUGCCCAGGCCUCGUGUCGCAACACAAACGGGUCCUACAUCUGCCACUGCCUGGAAGGAUACCAGGGUGAUGGCUUUGUCUGUGAGGAUGUGGAUGAAUGUCAGCUGGCUACAACCUGUGGCAGCAACAUGACUUGCAGCAACACCCCUGGUUCCUACAACUGCUCGUGUAUCAUGGACGUGGUGUACGACGAGGGCACAUGUGUGAGUGAAGACACCUGCCUGAAUGCUAGUAGUGUCUGCCAUCCGUUUGCCGCGUGCCACCCACACCGGGGCUCCCUCUACUGCCAGUGCGUUGUUGGUUAUGAAGGAAGUGGCACCGAAUGCUCCGAUGUGGAUGAAUGCGACCAAUCGCAAAAUCAAGCAUGCCCUGCCUUCUCAUUCUGCCUCAACACUAAUGGCUCUUAUGUCUGUGACUGCUGGGAAGGUUUUCAAGACAAUGGGACACAUUGUGAGGACGUGGAUGAAUGUGUGACAGGGGACUUCACCUGCCCUGACAACAGUACCUGCUCUAACACAGAGGGGAGCUACCGAUGUACCUGUGAUGCAGGCUUCUCAGGCAAUGACUCUCUGUGUUUGGACAUAGAUGAGUGCUCCCUCGGCCUCAUCCAGUGCCCUAAUUUCUCCAACUGCCUAAACACAGUUGGAUCUUUUGUCUGUGAGUGCUGGGAAGGCUACCAAGGCAACAACACAGACUGUGAGGAUAUCAAUGAGUGCCUUCUCAACUCUACCUGCCCUGAGCAUAGCACGUGCAUCAACACCAACGGAAGCCACCUGUGCAUUUGCGAUGGUGGGUUCUCCAGUGUGGGUGAUUUGUGUGCGGACAUUGAUGAAUGUGCCGCAGCGGAGCCGGGAGAGCUUUGCACUAAUGGCACGUGUAUGAAUGCCAUCGGCUCCUAUUACUGUGAAUGCUUCAAAGGAUUCUGGAGCAACGGGACAGAUUGCAUGGAUGUAGAUGAAUGCUCAGACUCCCUUAACUCCUCGGUGUGUCAGCCCCAUUCUACAUGCAUCAACAUCCCUGGGUCUUUUCAUUGCCCUUGUAAUGAGGGAUUUUUUCUGAAUGGCACGGAGUGUCAGGAUGUCGAUGAGUGUCACGACUCAGAUGGCACCCCUUGCCCUGAGAACUCAUCAUGUAACAACACAGCGGGAUCCUUCUUCUGUCUAUGUUAUCCUGGGUACAGGCCCACCAGCCUGGACUGUGAGGAUAUCGACGAAUGCAAGGACAACGCCACCUGCCGCCUUGACCAGGUGUGCACUAACCUGCCUGGAGCGUACAGCUGCUCUUGUCCACUAGGAUAUCACGAGGAGAAUCAGAUAUGCGUCGACACCAAUGAAUGUGAGGAUUCGCCGUGCCACCCCUUGGCGCGGUGCUGGAACACCCCUGGCUCCUUUUCAUGCCACUGCCCCCUUGGAUUUGCGGGAAAUGGCUCAUGGUGCAAAGACGUGGAUGAGUGUGUCGCUCUGACCAAGCCCUGCCACCCUCUAGCUCGCUGCCAUAACACCCCAGGGUCAUUUGUAUGUGUGUGCAAUCCCGGCUUCGUGAGUGUUGGACUACUGUGCAUAGAUGUUGAUGAGUGCCAACAGGCUGAUGGACAGUGUCACUCUGCUGCCUCCUGCUCCAAUCAUGUGGGAGGGUUCAAGUGCUCUUGUGGUCACGGCUGGAACGCUACCAAACACAGUGGUCGUGGAAAUGGAGGAUGUGUUGACUUGGAUGAGUGUGUGUCACCCACGACGUGUCCUGGGGAAACAUCUUGCACCAACCUGCCAGGCUCUUACAGCUGCUCCUGUCCCGAAAACAGCACAGUGUGCAGGAUGAUGACUCAGAGGGAGAGCAACCUGUACCCCUUCGGAGCAGAGGUUGGUGAUAAAGGGGUCGAGAUCGACACAGAAGAUGGAAAUUCCCCGUAUAUCACACCAACAAUAUUGUUCCCCUUUAUGGGAAAAUUGUACCACAGGAUUUAUUUUUCUGAUAACGGCCUCGUCCAGUUUCAAUCUGUAGCUGAGAAUGAGCAGCACCUGUUCCCGGCUCCUUUUGCAAGUGGUUUCCCUGAAGACAUGAAUGUGUCGCUUCUGGCUGUGUUUUGGGAUGAUGCCGACCUCACUCAGGGGGACGGACGGCUGUUCUAUCAGGAAUAUCAUGAGUUGGAUAAGUCAGACGUCUACUCCCAGAUCGUGUUUAAUCGUACAGCAGACGAGGUGACAAAGUUUGAGGAGCUGAGAAACAAGCCUGCCUUCAACCCUUCCUGGAUCCUCAAGAUCACCUGGGACCAUGUGAUGCCCGUCUCCUAUCAGAAGAUCAACAUCUCAGAGACUAACACUUUCCAGUGUAUCCUGACCACGGAUGGAACGCGUUCAUUUGCCCUCCUGCGAUAUGGGGACAUGCUUUGGGGUCCAGGCCAGCGGCUGUACCACAACGCUCUCAUCGGCUACUCGGAUGGAAAAACAUCCUACAAAGAGACAACUGUCCCUCCAGAAAACCUUUUCGGGCCUGGGGGCAGAUACCGUCCUCAGGAGGUGAAAGGGAUCACGAGGCAGUUAGGCCAGCUGGCUUAUGAUCUGACUGGACCGGAGGGGUCCGAUGUGGAUCUUGGUAUCAGGUGUCAGGCGUGGGCGAUGAAGGAGCCUGACCCCGCUGAGUGGAUGAAGGGGUUGUUUUCAUGCCCCUGCACUCGCACCCAGGCUCUGGGGGACCUGUCAUUCUUGCAGGAUACAGCUGAUCCGGGUUCAAGGGUGAAGAAGCUGAGGGGUCAGCGGUGGGGCGGCGCAGGCGGGCACAUCUUCAAAUCCGUCCUAUCCAACAAGUACGGUUCAGGGAAGAGAUGUGUGUAUGAGCCGGAUGGUCCCCUGCUGGCUGGGUACAAUGAACGCUACUUCUCCGGACACAGCAUACAAAAACAUAUCGAUGAAGAUCUCCUGCCCUUCCAGUGGUGUUGUAUCGAGUCUCCUCUGUGCCACCUUUACCUGAACAAGAGACCACUGGACCGUUGCCAAGGCUACAGCUGGGCCAGCCAUGAUGGCUGCAACCCGGCUAAGAAGGCGUCACAGGGUGUAGCCAUGGUGUACGGCAGUCUCCAUUUCAUCACCUUCGACGGGACGGAGUACUCCUUCAAGGCCCUCGGAGAGUUUGUGAUCCUGCGUCUCUCCUCCUCCACCGGCUCUAAUAUCUUCACCCUGCAAGGACAGACGGACAAGCAGCACACAGAAGCACAGGGGAUCAUCGAGUUCCCAGUGGUGGUGCGCAUGGCUGCCUUCCACCAGGGCAUCGGCAAGAUUGAAUGGAGAUGUGAAAAGAGGGAGGAGGGAGACGGGCUGAAGGUGUUUGUGGAUGAUGUUGAGGUUCCAGUCAGAGUUGGUGUCGCGCAUGUGGGCGAGAAGGACUUUGCUGUGCGCUGUCUGUCACUGACUCGCUGUGCUGCAGUGUACGCUGGCGGCCUGCAUGUGGUGGUGUGGCGGGUUGCAGGCCACAAUCAGCUGGCGGCCAUGGUGGAGGUUCCUCAGGCCUUCUACAACCGUACCGUGGGACUGAUGGGUCUCUGGAGCUCCAACCGCUCCGAUGAUUUCCUCAUGUCGGACGGCAGGCUCCUCCUCUCGGCAGACCUCAACCCCCCCUCAGAGGAGAGACUGCACGACUUUGGCUUGUCCUGGGCAGUUCCAGUCCCGGAAAGCCUGUUGUUCUCUCGACCUCCACAGGUUCCACUGGCGCCUGUCUCCUCUAAAACCCUGCUGGAAAGCAUCAGUCCUGCUCAGGUGGAGGACCUGAGGAGAACCUGUGAAGGCAGCAUGCAGUGCGUCCACGACACCCUCGCAUCCAACAGCACUGACGUGGGCCUGCAGACUCUGGACGCCAAGAAGCAAUAUCAAAAUCUGGCUCGGGUCUAUGGUAACAUGCCUCCGAUAGUGACAGCGCCCUCCGUGAUCCGCUGUAAGGUCAACUCAACUGUCAACAUUCAGAUUGAUGCCGCGGACCCAAAUGGAGACCCGAUCACCUACUCACUGCUCUAUCCCAGGCCUCCAGGGGCCUCUAUAGGCAGCGGUGACGGGCUCCUGACAUGGACCCUCCUCAGCACACAGCCUGUCACACUGACCAUCAAACUCAGUGACAGGCUCACCAGCUCUCUGUUCACCCCCGUCCUGCGCGUCUGCAACUGCCUCAACGGAGGGACCUGCCAGUAUGGCAGCAUCUCUGAAAACCACCAACAGGGAAAGUUCCAGGUGGUGGGCUGCAUGUGUCCGAAGGGCUUCAGUGGAAAGUUCUGCGGUAACACUGAUGACGUGUGUCGAGGCAAACCCUGUUUCCGAGGGGUGGAGUGCCAUUUACAGUCCAAGCCCGGCCAGUUCACCUGUGGAGAGUGUCCUCAUAACACUGUGUCCGCGGGAAAACAGGGAUACAAGUGCUUUGAGCAUGACAUGUGCAGCCCUCCAUUCCCCUUCCCUUGCCACAAAGAUGCCGACUGCCGCAGCACCAAACACAACUACACCUGCACAUGCAAGACUGGCUUCACAGGAAACGGACAAAACUGCACAGAUAUAAACGAGUGUGAGGAGCUCGCAACGUGUCCCAACGCUAAGUUUGAGUGCAAGAACAAGCCCGGCUCCGUCGACUGCUUCUGUAGAUACCAGAAAACCAAGGACACUGAUCGAUGUGGUGACUCUGCCAAUCCUCCAGGGUGUAACGUAUUCAACGUCUCUGUGGGCUGGAGGAACGACAGGUCUGACGGACUCAAGCAGCUGGUGGACAUUCUGUCGCUGGGUUUCCAAAAUAAAUUCUACAAUGCCAGUAAGAAGGACCUGGGGCAGAGCUCCAGUCCAGGUGUGGCUGAAUAUCGCAUCAACAUGUCCAGUGACACGCCUCACUGGUACAUCAGAGACUACCUGGCCCGAGUCAGCACCCACUAUGACAUCAGAUCCGUGGAAGUCGAUGAUCUGGAUGAGUGUAAGGCCAAGGAGGCGGCGUGUGUCCAUCCUGCCCUCUGUGCCAACACGUAUGGAGGCUACAGGUGUGUCUGCAACGGCACGACUGAUGUGGACGAAAGCCAGUCCUGCGUAAUAGACAGAGACCAGGUGAAUGAUAAGGAGACAGACCUCGUUCUGGGCCUGGUCCUGGGCAUCGGCAUCCCUCUGCUUCUGCUGCUGCUCCUGGCUGCGCUGGCCUGCUUCUGCUGCUGCAGGAGGACUGUCACCGGAGACCUCCCCCACUUGUUGCCAGACCACAUCCAGGAGCAGUACAACCCUCCGCCCUUCAACUACAAUGACCCUGCCCUGCACUACAUCACCCACUGCAGCCCACGGAUCAUAGACAACAUCACGCCCAGGCAGCGCCACAGAUAGCGCAUGCUAAAACCACACACACACGUACUAGCAUAGGUGUGAGUUACUAACACAGAUGGUAAUGAGCGCACACACUUGCACGCAGAAAUGCACAGACUUUCAAACAGAGUGCAAGCACCUUUGAAGCUGCUGUAUUUGUUUUAGAACGACAAGAUGAAUGACUCUAAUUUAUAUCGUAACAACUAACUUUUAAAGUCAAUUAUUCGCAGUCCUCUCUGCUGAGCGAUGGACCUGCCGAGUUUGAGCUGGAAGAUUUUUCGCCUGGACAACAGUUUACAGCUAGUCUGAGCCAGCAGAACUCGAGCAGCUCUUGGCUGGAGAUGGUGAUGAAAAGUAAACCACUGCAGUGGUCUUUGGCUUCCAGCUGAUACCAGGCCAACAGCCUCUUUUGAUAGCAACAUUAGCAUUUGCCAGACUACCUGGCGUCAGGCUACUGCCCUCUGUACUGUCUUAUUUAAUAUCAAGGUUGAUAUGGGUCUAGUCAUACACUGUAUAUCAUCCAUCUCUAAAAGUUCAGUAUCACUCAUAAUCACCAGCCCAUCACUGAAUUUAUGUGUCAUUAUUUUGUGAACACUUGCAAGCAGGCAUCACUGUUCCCUAAAAGCAUUUUUCUCACUUUAGAAUUACGCUCUAAAUUAAUGUUGAUUGCUGGAUUGUGUCCCAGUUCAUUUACCACAGCAGAGUAAUUCAGUGUUUCAACAGGCAGCUUUCUUUUCUAAAGCUGGACCGCCACUGCAAGUCAAAAAAAGUUGUGUAAAUAUAUUGUAAAUCAUUAAAAGUGCCACUUUA